Messenger RNA from Anopheles coustani, 2470 nucleotides. It is a transcript of the gene APC4, whose product is annotated as anaphase-promoting complex subunit 4. The record is from RefSeq and is a predicted model, not a curated record. Gene Ontology annotation, biological process: protein K11-linked ubiquitination; positive regulation of mitotic metaphase/anaphase transition; anaphase-promoting complex-dependent catabolic process. The transcript is spliced from 4 exons. NCBI's taxonomy places the organism in Eukaryota, Metazoa, Arthropoda, Insecta, Diptera, Culicidae. Gene Ontology annotation, molecular function: protein binding. Gene Ontology annotation, cellular component: nuclear periphery; anaphase-promoting complex. Bases 1 to 2328 code for a protein of 775 amino acids.
AUGGCAAAUCAAUACACGGCUAAUCGUAACAUGAUGAAGCAAACGAGCAAUAAAAACAUUGGCACCAAAGUAGAUGUUUUAAAAUGGAGCGAGGAUAUGGAUCUACUGGCGAUUGGAACGGAAAAAGGAGAAGUUCUUCUACAACGCUUAAAGUGGCAAAAGGUAUGGCAGCUACCACCGCCUGAAGAAGGUCUUAAAGUACGAGAAAUUGCCUGGAGGCCCUGGGAAAAACUGAUCGCUAUCGGUUACAACAAUGGAACGAUUUUGCUGAUCAACAUUGAAACCAAGGAGGAGGUAUACAGGUUUUCGGUGGAUGCGGACAUUAGUUGUAUGAGUUGGACAGAAAAUACGGAGGAACUUCCCUCGGAUGACAUUAGCUACCGCUCGGUGACCGCACAUGCCAAGUACCUUCCCGAAUUGCCGUUGCUCAGCUCGAUAUCUUCGUCUGCCAAACCGAUCAACUACAAUCGGAACAAUUUCUGCUCCAAGCAUAUCCUGAACAUACUAAUCGUUGGAACCACAAUGGGGCGCAUUCAUUUGAUGGCGUUCGGUAUGUUACCGUGUGGAAAUGUGGAUGUACUCGCCAUGCUAGGUAUACCGUCCAGAUCAACGGCAUGCAUCCGGGAUGCCAAGAUGAGCCUCGAUUUUAAGCAGCUGAUUGUGGCACUGGAGUUUGAAGAUGCGCUGAACCUGGUUGUACUGGAAAACGCAGUGCUGUUCAAGUAUUCCGCGUCGGUGCUGUGUCUGGCGCUCAAGCACGCCCAAAUGCUCAACACGAUGGCUUAUAUGGAUGAUACCAUCGAGUGCAUUAUCGAAGCCUGGGAGACGGUCCUCCUGGAGAUGGACAAUAAGCUUACGAGCUUCUCGAAGGAACAACCAGAAGGGUCGAUUUCUGCCGACUUCCUCGAGCUUCUAAUGUUCGCAACCUCAUCGCCCGCGCUGGAACAGUUCCUGUUGCGAGAUCUCACCGAGAAAGGGCUCCGUAAGCUCGGUACCAGCAUCGAACUGUGCUACGUUACCAUGCAGAAACUCGUCGUAAAACCACUCUACACCGCGAUCUACGACGUGUUCUACCAUCUGACCACGCUGGAUGGGAUGCUUCGUAAUCGAUACCACUACGGAGUGUUGCUAUCCACCCCGGCCACCGAGCUGCUACGCAACUGCGGCUCGCUGCAAAUUAAAGCGUACGAGCUACAAAAAAUGAUCGACAUGUCCAAGCGUGACUUUAAAAUAUUCUUCCGCUGGCUGCACGUUGUGAUCGUGCGUCUUAUGGAUGAAUCACCUCAAGAAAACCAGCCCACUAUCACGCAGCAGGAGGUAAACUAUUUGGGCGACUUUCUGAACAAUUUCGAUUCAUCCGCCUCCCAGCCGGCACCGGAGCAUGAACGGUCGGCGAUCGAGUCGAGAAGAAAGUUCAAUCUGGAACGUGUCGGUCAGUACCUUGUGGACAAACCGCUUGUAAUGCCACCCGCAGCCGGCCAGGAGGAAGGAGAAAGCCAAUGGAAGCAUCUGCUCAGCCAAAACCAAUGCUUACGCGAGUGUCCCGCCAUCUUUACGCACCACGAAAACUUCUCGCUCGUCCAGCAGCAUAAGCUGCUGAAGCAAAGCUUCAAGAAAAUGUUCGACCAACCAAGUGCUGUUAUUUCGGCAGAUUUUAGACACAAAAACUCGCUCACCAUCCGCACGGAUUCCGUAAGUGGAAGCAACCGCGACAGUACAUCCGUGGCACGAUCGAUCACCUUCAUCAACCAUCCUCAAGACGAGGUGACGCUCGUUGCGGUCGUGCAAUCGGAGGACAGCUUGCUGUUUGCCGAAUGUUAUCCCGAUGCAGGCCUGAAGAUCGUCCGCAUUCGCUUCGAAGAGAAGCCCUAUUUCGACCAGCGAUUUGACGCAAUCGGGCGGCUCACCUUUCGCCAGGCUCAGUUCUACAGCGUGGAUACGCUUUCGUUGCUGCUACGGGCGUACGAUGAAGCCAACACCACAACCGGUUGCUACUUUCUACUGCUCAAUUUACGUCCAAUUCGGGAGUUUUUGAACCGCAUCGAGCCGCGUGAAUUCAUGCAGACACUAACGGAGGAAGCGAUCGGUUGCCAUGGCAUCAAUGCUUACACGUUGAUCGAUGAAAGCUCGCUCAAGCUGCUGGAUAGCAACGACGGGCAUAUGAUCGCCGUAUCCGGCAAACGGAACGUGAUGGCGGUAGUGUCUGAGUCGCUCAAAAACGUCCGUGUUUAUGAUAUGGACGGGGCGGAUGAGGAAGACGACAUGCUCGACACAUCGUCGCAAAUAAAUAGCAGUCUUGAGAACAGCCAGGAAUCAAUUCCAGCGUAGUUUAGGAAAUAAAGUAUCCAACACGUAAAAAGCCACCUCGAGUUCUUUGUUUUCCUGGCUGAGUUUACGUUUAAAUGAAAAUGUUGUUAUACAACAAAAGGCUACAAACUUAUACAUAAAAUAUUUUGUUUUUUAUUUCUAG